AGAAAAUGAGAGCGCUCCUAAGCCGCGGCUCUAAAACCGAAGCGCACCGUGUUAGAAUUGGAUAGUGGAGGUCAUCAAACUUCAGUAACGGCGUAUUCUAAUCGUCGGGAAUUCCUCGUUCUCUGUUCCGGGUUUCCUUCGACGUUCACUGGAUUAGGGCGGCUUCAGGUUUCAUUUUGGUUCUGCGUUUUCUAUUAGCCGCAGAGAUGAGUCAUGGAACGAAGUGGUUGCAUCACCUCACGAAGCUAUCCUCUGCGAAUAUCUCAGCUAGUUUGAUAGAGAAAGGGCAGAAUCGAGUAAUUGAAGCCUCUCUCACUCUGAUUCGUGAGAGGGCCAAGCUCAAGGGAGAACUUCUCCGUGCUUUGGGUGGAGUAAAAGCUUCAGCAGCACUUCUAGGAGUUCCACUUGGCCACAAUUCAUCUUUCUUGCAAGGCCCUGCCUUUGCACCUCCUCGCAUUAGAGAAGCCAUAUGGUGCGGCAGCACCAAUUCUAGUACUGAAGAAGGCAAAGAACUAAAUGAUCCUCGUGUUUUAACUGAUGUUGGUGAUGUUCCUAUCCAAGAGAUUCGAGAUUGUGGUGUAAAUGAUGACAAGUUAAUGAAUAUAAUUAGUGAAUCCGUCAAACUCGUGAUGGAACAAGAACCGCUUCACCCAUUAAUUUUAGGCGGCGAUCACUCCAUUUCAUAUCCUGUUGUAAGAGCAGUGUCAGAAAAGCUUGGGGGACCGAUAGACAUUCUUCAUCUCGAUGCCCAUCCUGAUAUCUACGAUGCAUUUGAAGGCAAUAUAUACUCCCAUGCUUCUUCUUUUGCACGAAUAAUGGAAGGAGGUCAUGCUCGUCGACUAUUACAGGUUGGACUCAGAUCUAUUACCGCCGAAGGUCGGGAGCAAGGACGACGAUUUGGCGUGGAGCAGUACGAAAUGCGCACAUUUUCAAGGGACCGAGAAGUGUUGGAGAACCUGAAACUGGGUGAAGGUGUAAAAGGGGUUUAUAUCUCUGUGGAUGUGGACUGCCUUGAUCCAGCAUUUGCUCCAGGUGUUUCUCAUAUAGAGCCUGGAGGCUUGUCGUUUCGUGAUGUGCUCAAUAUCCUUCACAAUCUGCAGGCUAAUGUUGUGGCUGCUGAUGUUGUAGAAUUCAAUCCGCAGCGUGAUACUGUUGAUGGGAUGACCGCUAUGGUGGCCGCUAAGUUGGUGAGGGAGCUCACUGCUAAGAUUUCUAAUUAGACUCUGCAAUUCUAUGUAUAUUUGAUUUAUUGAACUGCACAUAGAAUUAAAGGCGUUGUUUUGUUUUUGAGAUACAAUUCCUGAAUCAGUUCAGCAUAGAGUAAAUUGUCAGAAUAGCCCUCAGGAUUA
Phalaenopsis equestris is the source of this 1349-nucleotide messenger RNA. Its product is annotated as arginase 1, mitochondrial. Bases 207 to 1220 code for a protein of 337 amino acids. The record is from RefSeq and is a predicted model, not a curated record. NCBI's taxonomy places the organism in Eukaryota, Viridiplantae, Streptophyta, Magnoliopsida, Asparagales, Orchidaceae. The transcript is spliced from 6 exons. Gene Ontology annotation, molecular function: agmatinase activity; metal ion binding.